Penicillium alfredii is the source of this 2610-nucleotide messenger RNA. RefSeq names its product putative cell wall proline rich protein. Lineage: Eukaryota; Fungi; Ascomycota; Eurotiomycetes; Eurotiales; Aspergillaceae. The transcript has a single exon. Bases 1 to 2610 code for a protein of 869 amino acids. The record is from RefSeq and is a predicted model, not a curated record.
AUGGCUUCCAUUUCUCUGCCACCUCAAUCCCAGACGGCGUAUUCUCAGCAUUUCGAUCUCCCCGACCACGCCAACGCCGAUUCCAGUCGUCGCCUCACCAUGCCGGCUCCCCUCCCCAAUCCACACUUCGUCUUUCCCGCUCGCGAUGUGGAUGAAUCCAAAUCACACUCGGGGCCGUCGGAGCGACCGGCGCUGCCGACAUUCUCAUUUAACUCGGGCUCCGAGCCAUCUUCGCAGCCUGCGGGUCCGCCUGUUCGAUCCAACUCUCGAUCUGGUGGACACCGUCGGCGGCCUAGUGAGUUUGUUGGGGGUGAGCAGUUGGUGACACCGGGCGCAGCCGACGGCGAGAAACGGGAGGGAGCUUCUGCAAACCCCGUCCCACCACCGGGGCCUGGUCCCGGCAGAGGCCCCGGGCGCCGAGGCCAUGCGCAUCGUCGUUCCGCUGCGGUGUCCGGUGUCGAUCUGAACGCCAUCUCUAAGGCGCUGAACACCCCUGCCGAUAAUAAGUCAGGCAAGGAUGACACGGAGGAUAUUUCGAAACCGCUCUCCCAGUCGGCUCCAAGCCUCGGGCGACCGACGCCUCCAAUCUCUCCUCAAUUUCCGCCUGUGCCCACUGCCAUCCACAUCGAACCGGCGCCGAACGACGAUGCCCCUGAUGCCGGUCAAUCCGACUCGACGUCACACAAGCCUUCUGCCAGCAUCACGACAAUCAAGAUUGAGCAGCCAGAGGACCCUGCGCUCCCAGAGGAACCCACUCCGCCGGGACCCAAGUCAAAGCCACGGCCGAAAACUGCCGAUGCGUCUUUGGCCUUUGAUUUCAUUCAAAGCACCGAGGCGGCGGGAGUGCCUGCCAUCAAACGGUCGCACUCCGCGGCAGGGCAUUCGCGCUCUCACAAGAGUUUAUCCACUGGCAACCUCGAUGCUGCUCUCUCGGGCCAUGGAGGUGAUGAUGCGCACUCCACGGAUACCUCUCGCCAUUCGUGUUCGGACGAUGGCUCCGAGUCAUCUUGUGAUCAGGAUGCGGAUGGAUCUACUUCGGCGAAGAAGGAUCCUUCGAAAUCAAAGAAAAAGAAGCGAGUUCGUUCCUGGGCUGGGUCCAUCUUGACACGAGGCAAGAGCAAAAGUAAGCGCUAUCAGUCCAAGGCGGAUUCAGAGGAAGAGCCUAUGCCUUCUCCGCCGCCGCUUACUCGGACUGACUCGGAUGUUGGAUCGGCCGUGGAUGUCGAUUUUGAUAAUGACGACGUCGUGGUCAUCCGGACCCCCACCAACCCAGAUGGCCCGGUCUCAGACGCUGAGACCAUUCAAAAUAAGCCCCCGCUGCCUGCCCCUACUCUGGACACCUCGUGGAAACCGAGAAGCUUUUAUGAGCAGGGCGCAGCACCGGAUACCUUGAGUAGCCCUGUCAUCGACCUCGAUGCGGCUUUGGGCCCGUUCAAUACACCUGAGAUCCGACCCACUCCAGGAGCCCCAAGCAACUUUACAGUCGCAUCUCAGCGGAUGUACAGCGGUGGACGACGGGGUGCAUUCAUUGGUCCUGAGAUGCGGUACCAUCGCCGCACGGAAAGUGCACCCGUGAUGCCUCCCUUUGACCACAGCGCUCUGGGUGGAGUCCGCCUCGGUGGUACUUCUACAGUGGAGGCUCCGGAUGUGUUUUACGAGGAGGAGGAAGAUGCUUUUCUGGCUGCAAAUCAAAGCCCCAGGGAUGAAGGUCCCCCAGCCCAUGGCUCUUCUGUCUUUGUGUCAUCUGACGAGGAAAAUAAAUCCUCCAAAAGCAGCGACACCGCGGACACUCUAACCCGUGCUCCCGAGGAGAGUCACCCUAAGCAAGCGGGUUUGGGAAUCCAAGCUCGUGAUGAAGCAGCCACUCCCACGGCAGGCCUUGAACAACAAGGCGCCGUUGAUCAAGCCGAAAAUGCAGCCUCUCCCUCCACUGGCCCACCUCGCAGCCCUGUGGAGAUUUUGAAGUCGGAGGCAUCCGUGUCCAAGCCUACAGGCCCUCCUAGUCCCGAUAUCUCCCCUCGCUUUUUGACUGUGGAAAAGCGGCCGGCAACAUCACCCAUGGAGCUGCAGCCCAGCAUUCCGCCUUUUUCGUUGUCCGCGGGGGUUUCGCCGUCCGAUUCGUCUUUCCCAUCUCCGGAUAUUCCGCGGUCGACUACGGCGUCCUCCAUGACGGACCGCAACUUCUCGAGCCAUUCUUACCACAACUUGCCCUCGGAUCAUCGCUAUGCCUCAAUUGAGGAUGUACCAUCCUUGACAAGUAGUGCUUCAACCAUGACCAACAACAUGAACCGCUUUUCGGCUUCAUUCUUUCCUCGUGGUCGUAUGUCAACCGACCGAGCGGCGUCUUUUUCCGCUACCGGUUAUCGGCGCAGCAACCCCGCGAAUGCCUCCAAGAGGUCCAGCCUGGCCAGUUUGUCCAAACUGGUCGGUGGUCAACAUUCGGAACGGAGCAAGCUUAACCAAGAGGAGAAGCCCCCUGGGGAUGUGCCCGAGAAGACGAAAAAGAAGGGUCGCCGACUCAGCCGACUCAUGCAUUUUUGGAAACUCAAGGACAAGGAUCGAACGGCUGCGGAGCUGUCUCCGACCACCCAAGAAAGGCCUCAGUCUUAA